UCGGCACGUAAUCUGGCCAGAAGCAUCUGGACAGUCUUCACGAAAUUCAAAAAUAUGCAACCGCUGGGAUUACUGAAAAAAAUCGACGUCUGAGCAGAACUCAUGCUCGGCGUCGAGGGAAGCAACAAUGGGAUCAUGCAAAGAAUAUCGAUCGAUUACUACGUUGGAUUUACGGAAGAAGACGAGUAACAACUUUGGAAAGAUGACGAUGAACCUAACCAGAGGUCCAAGAGCCCCGGAAGAGUAUCAAUGGAAGAGGUGACGUAUCACCCAGUGAUGCGUAAACGACGUGGACUGGCCAGCGCCAUUUUGGGCCUGAUAGUUGGCCUUCUCCUGGGUUUCCUCAUCCAAAGCUACAGAAUACUCUCGUCGAGCCACCAUCAAAGGUUCAACAUGUAUGCAACCUCUAUGCCUGGGGCACGUCUGCCGCUAAAACCGUCGGCGCGUAAUGUUCCCAAGCUGAACGACGACGAGCAGAUAAACAGUUCUUCCAGUAGUCUGGUGUUCGUCGGUGUUAUGACAGCUAGCAAGUACCUGGAUUCUCGGGCCAAAGCCGUCUACGAAACCUGGGGCAAGGAGCUACCGGGUAAAAUCGCCUUCUUCUCGUCGGAAAGCUCCGUUGUUCCCGAAAGUUGUCCCGAUCUGCCUCUAGUGCCGUUGCCACGGGUCGACGACACGUAUCCACCUCAGAAGAAAUCGUUCAUGAUGCUACAGUACAUGUGGAACAAUUACGGUGAUCGUUUCGAGUGGUUCCUCAGGGCGGACGAUGACGUUUACGUGAGGACGGAUCGUUUGGAGAAAUUGUUACGAUCGGUGAACUCCAAGAGAGCCAUGUACAUUGGUCAAGCGGGCAGAGGCAAUUCCGAAGAAUUCGGUCUACUGUCGUUGGAAUACGACGAGAAUUUUUGCAUGGGCGGGCCAGGUGUUAUUCUGUCCAGGGAAACACUCAGGAGGAUCGUGCCUCACAUCAAGUACUGUUUAAGGCACUUGUACACCACUCACGAGGACGUCGAAUUGGGAAGGUGCGUGCAGAAGUACGCUGGUAUACCUUGUACCUGGAGCUACGAGAUGCAGUCGAUUCUGUAUCACAACAGCAGCGGUGCACAGGCGUUCACCGGAAACCUGAAGAAAAAAGAAGUACAUCGUGCUAUUACAUUGCAUCCUGUUAAAAGUCCGCCACAUAUGUACAGGCUGCACAAUUAUAUGAGGGGACUUCAGAUACAGGACCUGCAGCAGGAGAGAUUGAACCUUCACAGGGACAUUUACACCAUGGCCAAGCAAUUGGAGAUAAGCGUGGAGAAUAUGAAAAAUUUUGAAAUAGCUGACGGCGUGCCUCUCUUUCCGGUGAAUCCCUACUCGAAAGAAUAUCCAGGAGACACAGAGAUAUUAGGUGUUCCAGCAGGGCUUCGCUCGUUCAAACCAACAACCGCCGACGAAGUAAUUCCUUGGGACUUCCUUUCGAGAUCGGAGUACAGCUUAGCCGAUUCGAAUCCCAGGAGAAGAAUUCACAGUGACAUUAAAGAAGGCCUCGAGGACAUCACCAGAGAAGUGAUGGCUUCUAUAAACGCUUGCUCACGACAGCGUGGCAGAGUCGUCGAGGAAAGGUCGACCCUAUACGGCUACAGAAGAGUGGAUUCUUAUGGUGCCGACACGAUACUGGAUCUUUUGUUGGUGUACCGGAAGUACAGAGGCAGAAAGGUUACUCUACCUGUCAGAAGACACGUCUACCUUCAUCAGCAUUUCACGGGACUGGAAAUACGGGAAACAGUGAACGGGGAGGAAGUGGACGAGUCGCGAAGAAACGAACGAAACGGCAAAUCUCUGCAAAGUAUAUUCAGCGCUGGUUUCCUGAACCUGAAUUUCAACUUCGAAGAAGAAGAUCCAGUCAACGGCAAGACCAUCCAUUUUGUCCUGCCUCUGUCCGGAAGGUACGAGGUGUUCCAAAGGUUCCUACAAAAUUACGAGGAGGUCUGCUUGACGAGCGGCCAAAAGACUGCUCUGUUGGUCGUUUUAUAUCAGCACAAAACCGAGAACUCGUUUAAUCGAACGAUAGAUCUGAUCGAGCAGCUGAGAUACAAAUAUCGUAGCGCCAGUCUCGACGUGGUACCGAUUUCUGGUACGUUUUCCAGAGCGAAGGCUCUGAAUUUCGGUGUCUCGAGGUUGAAGAACGACGACCUGAUGUUGUUCAUCGACGUCGACAUCGUGUUCAACGAAUCAGCACUCUAUAGAAUACGAGCGAACACUAUUUACGGCAGACAAGUGUAUUUCCCGGUGGUGUUCAGUCAGUACGAUCCUAAGAUCGUUUACAGACACAACAGGAAGCGACAGGACAUGUACGCUGUGAACGAAGUGACCGGUUACUGGAGACAGUUCGGAUUCGGUAUCGUAUCCCUGUACAAACGGGACUACAAAACUGUGGGUGGUUUCGAUCUGUCCAUUCAAGGAUGGGGCAAGGAGGACGUAGAUUUCUUUGAGAAGUUGAUUAAAUCCGAUAUCAAGAUCUUCAGAGUAGCGGAUAAGGAUCUGAUCCACGUUUAUCACGAUAUCGAGUGCAGCAAGGAUCUCUCCGACACGCAGUUCUCCAUGUGCAUGGGAACUAAAGCUGACACUUAUGGAAGUAUACAUACUUUAGCGGAAAUGAUUUACGAAAAUCCAGAUAUAUUGCAAUUUGCCAAAGCUAGAAGAGCCAAUUUGACUAAUGCAGCUGGUUGAAUGAUGUCUCGAGAAUGGCAAGGUGAUCGUUGAGUCUAGAGAUCGAUGGAGAUAAUUCGUAAUU
Messenger RNA from Megachile rotundata (alfalfa leafcutting bee), 2776 nucleotides. It is a transcript of the gene Chsy, whose product is annotated as Chondroitin sulfate synthase. Gene Ontology annotation, cellular component: Golgi cisterna membrane. Gene Ontology annotation, molecular function: glucuronosyl-N-acetylgalactosaminyl-proteoglycan 4-beta-N-acetylgalactosaminyltransferase activity. The record is from RefSeq and is a predicted model, not a curated record. Lineage: Eukaryota; Metazoa; Arthropoda; Insecta; Hymenoptera; Megachilidae.